Molecule: messenger RNA, 2010 nt
Organism: Prorocentrum cordatum
Lineage: Eukaryota; Dinophyceae; Prorocentrales; Prorocentraceae
Source: the annotation of a GenBank genome assembly
CGAGGCGCUCUGGGUCUUAGACGCCUUGUACGACAACGGACGCUGCGCCAUGUCCGUGGGGGGCCGCCAUUACCCUGGGUUCAACAUGAGCUCGGGCAUCCGCCAAUUCUGCCCGCUGUCACCGCUGGUUUUCGCGACUGCGAUGGAUCUUCUGCUGCGCGUUCUAGCCCAACGUCUGGGGCCCGACGUGGCGAUCCGCGCUUUUGCCGACGACGUGGGUAUCGUUCUCACAGGCGUGGAGAAGCAGCUUCCAGUACUUGAGCAAGCUCUGCGCGAAUUCGGAGAUCUCUCCGGCAUGUCGGUAAACUUGCCAAAGACGGUGGGCAUCCCUCUGCGGGAGGAUUCGCUGGAGUCCGCAGCAGUAGCAGUGGCAGGCGCAUGCCCGGCUUGGGGGCAGCUUCCGCUGAAGCGGGCGGCGAUUUACUUGGGCUGCGCGGUCGGGCCAAGCAAGGAGGACCUGCUCUGGAGCUCUGCGGUGCGGAAGUUCCGCGAAAGGGUGGGCGGGUGGCCCUGGAACACUAUGGGCCUCCACUUCGCUACCGCCGCGUACAACACGCACGCGCUGCCCGUGCUCUCAUUCAUUGCGCAGGUGGCAAACCCAUCUGAAGAGGCAUUGGACGCAGAGGCAUGGGCCCUCAGGAGGGCAGCGCCAGGGCCCGGCAACUGGGCGACGCAGGAGGAUCUGUGGGGCCUCAAGGAGCACUACGGCAUGCCGCGUUCCUUCGGCUCCGUGGCGGCGAUGGCGCGCGCCUGCCAGAUGAGGGUCCUAUGCUUGGAGAACUCCGCCCACGGUGGAUUGCAGAUCGACGGCAUGGGUCUGCAGCUCCAGGACGCUCUGGGCCAGACAGACUUCCCCCAACGCCGUGGGCUAUGGGACAAAUGGUUCGUCGCAGCUAUCCCUUCGGCUCUGAUCCGGAAUGAGCACGCGCUCCGCCAACGUGGCAUUACGAGGGACAGCAUUGCCGCGGAGGCCCUCGGGGGUGGGAAGAGCUUCCAGGCGGCCGCCAGAGAACUCAUCGGGCGCAGUUAUAGGUCGCCAGCUCAUUUCCAGAUCCGGCACAAGCUGGACAGAUGGCUGCUGCCAGGCACGCCCAGGAAUGCCGCCACGCGUUUCGAACAGCGAAUGGGGCUGCUGAGGGGCCUGGUCCCCCCACGCGUCGUCGCAGCGGUGUUCAGCGCUGCGUGGAACCGAUGGUGCACUGAACGGAGAUUCCAACGUCGAGCGAAUGCCACCAAGCUCUGUCGAUUUGGCUGCGGCGGCGCAGCGGAGGACAGUAUCGAGCACUACGACCGUUGUUGUACUGUCCGCCACUUUCAUCGCACAUCACUUCGGUUGGAGGCGGAGUGGUUGCUGCCACACUGGUUGGGCGCGCGCGAUUUCCAGCUUCAGGAGAACACCUUGGUACUCGGAGCGCUUGGCGCCUAUGCUGUUUACCGCGCCUCCAACGUGGCCCGGGCCCACAGCGGGAUGCCAGCUGAAGCUGCUCUACGAGUUCUACAGCAGGCGCUGAGGGAGGCCGCGGCCGGACACCGCAGCGCAGAACGGACGCUGGCGGAGCUGUGGGCAUAAAGGCACCAGUGCGCCGACGCGGAGCAGCGCGACGCGGAGCAGCACCAGGACCACGGCAUCUCGGUAUGAGUGGCAUCUCCCUUCCCUUUCCUCCUUCCCCCCCUCCUCCCACUCCCCCGAGCGCCGCCUGCCGAGACGCCGGCCUGCCAAUGACGCCGCUGCCGACUUUUGGGGGCAUUUUUUUUGUUGCGAUCGCCAAGGGUGGCUUCGCGCGCUCGUCCUUCCUAUACGUCUUGGUCGGCACCGAGGCCGUCGCAGGCUGCGUCCAGACCGCGAUUUUGCACGUGACACGUUUGCCCGUCCUGGUCCCGCAUAGGCUCCGUAUCGGUGGUUGGCGGCCCUCCUGGCUCCAGUCCCAAGCCACCCCCUUGGGGGCCGCACUCCUUGGGGGCUGGGGGCCGCUCCUUCCCUUUCCCUCUUCUCCUCUGCCCCCCUCCCCC